UUUAGCUUUAGCGAGGACGGCGCGCCCGAGUUGAGCUUUGCGCGGCUAACGGGGAACGCGGGAGAGGAGAGGCGGCCGGCUGAUCCCGGCAGAAGGAAGGCGCCCUCUUCCUUUUUUUCUCCAGCCACCCCCCCCCCCCACCCCGCCUCUCCUUCCCCGAGGCUGCAGUUGAGACAUGGCCGGGCGAGGUCGGGUUUGGGCGCUGGCGCUGGCGCUCUGCGCCUUGCCGGGCAGCCUCUGCCUGCAGGAAACCGAAGCGGACGAGCCUGAAGCGCCGGCGGCUCUGGGCGGUGGGGCGAACAGGCGGCGGCGCCUGAGCCAGGAGGACGGCAUCUCCUUCGAGUAUCACCGCUACCCGGAGCUGCGGGAAGCGCUGGUGUCGGUGUGGCUGCAGUGUCCGUCCAUCAGCCGGAUCUACACCGUGGGCCGGAGCUUCGAGGGCAGGGAGUUGCUGGUCAUCGAGAUCUCGGACAACCCUGGCGAGCACGAACCUGGAGAGCCAGAAUUCAAAUAUGUUGGCAACAUGCAUGGAAAUGAAGCUGUUGGAAGAGAACUUCUUAUCUUUUUGGCUCAAUACUUGUGCAAUGAAUAUCAGAAGGGAAACGAGACUGUCAUUAAUUUGAUCCACAGUACACGCAUCCACAUCAUGCCGUCUCUGAAUCCAGAUGGCUUUGAGAAGGCAGCAUCACAGCCAGGUGAGCUCAAAGAUUGGUUUGUUGGUCGAAGUAAUGCACAGGGAAUAGACCUAAAUCGAAAUUUCCCUGAUCUGGAUAGAAUUGUCUAUGUCAACGAGAGAGAAGGAGGUCCAAAUAAUCAUUUGCUGAAAAAUCUGAAGAAAGCUGUGGACCAAAAUCUAAAGCUUGCACCAGAAACAAAAGGUGUGAUUCACUGGAUAAUGGAUAUUCCCUUUGUAUUGUCCGCCAAUCUGCACGGUGGGGAUCUUGUGGCAAAUUACCCAUAUGACGAGACUCGGACUGGGAGUGCACAUGAAUACAGCUCCUGCCCAGAUGAUGCUGUUUUCCAAAGCUUAGCUCGAAGCUAUUCAUCUUUUAAUCCAGCCAUGUCAAACCCAAAUCGGCCACCGUGUCGCAAGAAUGAUGACGACAGCAGUUUCAUUGAUGGGACAACUAAUGGUGGUGCUUGGUAUAGCGUUCCAGGAGGUAUGCAAGACUUCAACUAUCUCAGCAGCAAUUGCUUUGAAAUCACUGUGGAGCUUAGCUGUGAAAAAUUCCCUCCAGAAGAAACUCUGAAAACCUAUUGGGAGGACAACAAGAAUUCACUCAUCAGUUACAUUGAGCAGAUACAUCGAGGAAUAAAAGGAUUUGUUAGAAAUCUUCAGGGUAAUCCCAUUGAUAAUGCCACAGUUUCUGUAGAGGGGAUAAACCAUGAUAUUACAUCAGCAAAGGAUGGUGAUUACUGGAGGCUGUUGGUACCUGGAAAUUAUAAAGUGACAGCUUCAGCACCUGGCUAUCUAGCAAUCACUAAAAAAGUGGCUGUUCCCUUCAGUCCUGCUAUUAGGGUGGAUUUUGACUUGGAGUCACUGUCUGAAAGAAAAGAAGAGGAAAAGGAAGAGCUAAUGGAAUGGUGGAAGAUGAUGUCAGAAACUUUAAAUUUUUAAGCGGAAGUUCAGAAUUCACAUCUUUUAAUCUACUAUCUGUUCAUUUAGUGUAAUGUACUG
Thamnophis elegans (Western terrestrial garter snake) is the source of this 1678-nucleotide messenger RNA. It is a transcript of the gene CPE, whose product is annotated as carboxypeptidase E. NCBI's taxonomy places the organism in Eukaryota, Metazoa, Chordata, Lepidosauria, Squamata, Natricidae. The transcript has 9 exons. Gene Ontology annotation, biological process: proteolysis. Bases 176 to 1618 code for a protein of 480 amino acids. Gene Ontology annotation, molecular function: metallocarboxypeptidase activity; zinc ion binding. The record is from RefSeq and is a predicted model, not a curated record.